AUGCUGCUAUGCGGUCUUGGUAUGAUGGCGCCUUUGCCUGUGUGUGUGUAUCAUGUCCUUGUGUACGCAUCGCUCUGCCUGCAGGUAUCCGGAGUGGAGGCGGACGAUGUGAUUGCGACUCUCGCAACAGAGACGCUGCAGAGUGGCAUGAAGGUGGGCAUGCUGCCUCGAGGCAUGGAGGCCAGGUGGCCAUGGUAUUGCUCGGGAAGCGAAUUCCUCUCACUCCUCCCGCUCAUGACAUCAUCACCUGACAAGGACUUCUUUCAGCUGCUCUCUCCCAACCUCAAGAUGCUGCGACCCACACAACGCCCCAAGCGGGGCAGCCCGCGCUACCCCACGUCGCACUUCUACACAUACGCGGAGGAGGACUUUCGGAGGGACUGGGGUGACGUGGAUCCGCCGCUCUUUGCUGACAUCCUCGCCCUCAUGGGUGACGUCAGCGACAACAUUCCCGGGGCGCGUGGCAUCGGCCGCAAGAACGCACCCAAGCUUGUCCGAAAAUACGGGUCUGUGGAACAAAUACUGGAGCAGCCUGAGCAGAUACUGGACAAGAGGGGACGAGAAAACAUGCUGGGCUUACAUUUCUUUUGUUGGCAGGUGUCGCUCCGCAUGAAUGUGCCACAUGGGAAGUCAUGGGACGACCUCCGUUUUCACCCACCCGCAGUGAGUACACGAGUACCACCAGAAACGUAUGUAGGCGCGGGUGCUAGCAGCAGCAGCCACAGCGGCGCAUCCCGCACUCAGCGCACUCUCGACUAUUCCGACGCGUCCCCCGAGCGCCCUCUAGGAUCCCCCUCCCAGAUCCUGCUCGCGCCUGCCUCCCCACCUCGCUUCCACUCCCCCCUGCGAAAUGCUAGCCCCAACCCUGGGCCUGCCAGUAGAGGCUUCGGUCGUGGUCCCUCUGGCGCCGCCUCUUCAUCGUCCUCCUCGUUCAAUCAGCUAACUCUACUCGCCUCUGGCGACGAUGGGUCAGGAUCCCCGGUUCCAUCAUCCUCUGGAGCACAAUUCGCAGGAGGAGCAGGAGGAGGGGUAGGAAUGGGAAUGGGUAGCCGUACCCCCAUGACCGCCCCUCCUGCUUCUCGCAGCCGCAUGGCUGCUUACUCCUCUCCCUCCCCAGACCCUCGUUACCCCAGUCCUGGUCACUCAUCGGGGUAUGACUCAGAGUCAUCCCCCUCCGUUGCUGACGUGGCAGCUGCGGCGCUGUCUGACGUGUCAGAGGAGGAUUUGCGGACGAGAACCCCGGUGAUGGUGGGGAAGCGGGCGCUGAUGGGAGUGGAGGGCAUGGGCAUGUCGGGGUCGCCUGGGUUCCUGUCAGGGUUCAUAGCGUCUCGCCCCAAAAACGACCGCGCUGAGAUGCUGGACCCCAAGUUCUACCUCGAGUCGUUUGACGCAGUGAGGGCGGAGCUGGAGCAGCUACCGAGCGACACAGUGGCGCUGCAGCAGCUGGGCAUGCACAGCGGGCGGCGGCUGCUGCAGCUGGACGUGAUCACGGAGCAGUUGGCAACGCAGGUCAUGAACCACCACCAGAAAAUGGUGCAAGGAAUGCAGCUGGUGGGGGAGCUGGACCGAGAGCUGCGGGUGGUGUCCGUCAUCUGCCGGAAUGCGAGGAGGCAUCUGAACAAGGCGAUGGAGGAGGUGGCAAGCGACCUGGUGGUGGCUGCCAGUGUCAACAAGAAGAAGAUGCUCACCAGCAUGCUGCCAGUGCUGAUGCGCAUGCAGCAGGUGGUGGACGUGCGGGGCCGCAUGGACGCAUGCAUCGACGAGGGCGACUUCGCCCGCGCGCUGCGCCUCUGCUCGCACUGCCUCGUGCUCAUCGAGCAGAACGCCCAGCUGGCUUCGAUACGAGACAUGAACAUCAGCAUUGAGGAGUGGCUCACCCGGGUGGUGGACCAUGUUGAUGCUCUGCUCUUCACUGUCUGCAAGUCCUUCGACUCGCCUUCUUAUGCAGUCGUGAUUGAUGCGUAUGCAGUGAUGGACGAUGCGGCCACGCUGGCCGACAAGGUGCAGAACUUCUUUGCCCAGUCGGUCGUCACCUGCACCUACGACACGCUGCUGCAAUUCCUCGAGCAGGCGAUGGGGGAGGAUGACGGGCACAGAAGCAGGCUGGCCUAUAGUGAGCUGUGUGUGGAGCUGCCGGAUGGCGUGUUUCGUCUGUGUCUGCUGCGCACUCUGGGUGUGCUCUUUGAUCUGUUCGCAUCACACCACCACAUGAUGACGUGGCGUCACCCCUACGUCAAGCGCCCCAACACCAUGUCAAUGGACCGCUUCCCCCGCAUGGCAGCACCGGACCCCGUUGUCGCUGGUAGUGCUGCUGCUGGUGGUGCUGCUAGUGGUGCGGGCAGUGGUGCUGGUGAGGCAAACGGAGCUGCAGCGUUUGAAAGCGCAGCAGGUGGUGAGGGCAGGGCACCCGGUGAGUCGCGAGAGGGGUUGCAUGCGAGGCGGAGGAGCCAGAGCUUGGUGAUAGAGAUCAAUGGGAGUGGUGAGCAGCUGCAGGAGAAAGCCGAGGAAGGGGAUAGUGAGAGGGACAACGGUGCUGAACCAGGGAAGGGCCAAGACGGGCAGCGAAACAGUGGGAGUGAGGGCGCUAGUGGGUCAGACGGACAGAGAUCAGGUGUGCAGAGGACAGAAGCACAGAGGUCAAAUUCAGAGAGGACAGACGCACAGGCGCAGCAGCAGACGGGGCAUGCGCAGUUGCAGCAGCAGAGGCGGCAGGUGAGGCGGUCGUCAAGUGAGGGGCACAACGAGGCAUGGGGCAGCGCCGGUGCUGCUGCUGGUGCUGAGGCUCUGGUGAGAGACGGCCGCCCUCCCAUCCCCUCUGCAGGGCCUUCUGGGACAGAAGCCGCCGGAGGAGGCGGAGGAGGUGGAGCAGGAGGAGGGGGUUUGGGAGAAGGCAUUGCCGCAGCAGCUGUCGCUGCAGCAGCGGCAGCAGCAGCAGGCGUUGGUGGUGGAGACGAUAGAAGCAGAAACCGGGGUGGUGGCGGGGGAGCGGACAUGGCACUGAGAACAGACGAUGUGAUGAUGAUGGGGAGUGACUUUAGAGAGGGGUCGCUGGCGGACCUGCCGCCCAACGUGGCGCGUAAAAUGCGCGUCAGCACCACGGCUGCUGUCUGUCGCGUGCUGCAGAAGAAUAGGAAGGCCGUGUGGGAGCUUGCGGCGAGGAGGGUGGGUGCGCUGCUCACCGCGCCGGCGCUCUGCUCGGGAUCCUCGCAACAGUUUCUCCAGGUGCGUUGCAGUUGUGGGCUGACAGAACGUGUGGGCAUGGGGCUGGCAGAACGUGUGGGCAUGGGGCUGGCAGAACGUGUGGGCAUGGGGCUGGCAGAACGUGUGGGCAUGGGGCUGACAGAACGUGUGGGCAUGGGGCUGGCAGAACGUGUGGGCAUGGGGCUGGCAGAACGUGUGGGCAUGGGGCUGGCAGUGAGGGGUCGCUGGCGGACCUGCCGCCCAACGUGGCACUGCUUGGAGUGGGUGGACAAGUUCGCAGCAGUGGGAGAGGCGUUCACGGGGGUGGAGGCGGCGGGGCUGAGAACCAAGAUGGUGAAGCAGAGCGAGGUGUACUUCAACACCUUCCACCGCCAGAACCUCAAGGUGCUGAAGAUGAUCCUGGAGCGGGAGACAUGGCAGCGCCUCCCGCCAGAGACCAUCCACACGCUCAGACUCAUCAACCUCACCACCUCCUCCGCCCCCUCCUCCUCCGCCUCCUCCUCCUUUGUCCUCUCCACCCAAUCGUCCUCCUCUUCAGUAGGGAGUAGGGAGAGUGGGGGAGUGGAGGGGGGGGGUUCGGGUGGCGAGGGAGCGAAGGAGAGGAGGGAUUUCCGGGAGUGGUUGGAGCGGGGAAACCCGUUUGCAGCAGUGGAGGCAGGGGAGGAGGAGGCAGCAGAGGGGAGGGAGGGAGGGGAGAGGACGGAGGGUGGUGAAAGGAGCAGCAGCGGGAGUGGCGGCGGAGGGACGGGGGGUAGGGAAGGGGGCGCGGAAGCUGGGUCUGGUGAUUCUGCAGUGUCAGCAUCAGGGGCAGCAGCAGGGACGAGGGAAGGGGGAGACGGUAGCAGCAGAGGGCAAGCAGGGAAUCCACAGGGGCGGAUUCUCCCAGGGGGGCGAGCAGAGUCAGACAGAGGGAGCCAAGGGGACCGGAGCCAAGCCCAAGCGAGGGGAGGAGGAGUGAGGGGCAGGUUGAGUACGGAUGGGGAUGGGGUAGGGGAGGGAGAGGAGGACGAGGACGAGAGGGAGGAGCUAAUGGCGGAUUAUAUAGACGAGGAGGAGGUGGGGGUGUCGGCGGCUGUGCUGGCGGGUAGGGGCAGGCGGAGGUCGGAGGAUGGAGGGGGGGAUGUGGGGGGGAGAGGCGGGCUGGAUACGGGCCUGGCGCUCACUGGCGCUGCUCUCACUGUGAUCAGGCUCAUGGACCGCUACACGCGCCUCAUGGGACUGCUGCCUCCCAUUGCUUCCGGGAUCUUCGCUGGUCUGUGCCAGCUCUUUGACCUCUAUCUCGUGACGGUCUUCCGGCUGUUUGGCAGCCCCGAUGCCAUUAGCAUGCUGCGCUCCUCUGACCCCGCUGCUGCCGCCUUGCUGACCCCCAAGCUACGCACCACACUGGCACGUGUCGCGCAGGGAUUGGACGACGCACGCAACAAGCCCAUCUCCUCCCUCUCCCCCACCGGCACUCCCUCGGCAACUGGAGCAGCGGCAGCAGCAGCGCUGGGAGAGGCAGCAGCCGCGGCAGCAGCAGCAGCAGUGGAGGCGGUGGGGGGGGUGAUUGGCGGUGGGAGCAGCAGUGGCAGCUUGGCAGGGGGCGGAUCGAACAACGUACUGGUCUCUUCUUCAAACAUGUUUGGACUCAAGGAGCGCUGUGUGGCGAUGGAGUCACUCAUGUGGCUCACGGACAUGUUGCGGCAGACCAAGCCGCGCUUCCAAUCGCUGCUCGCCCCGCCCGCCUGGACUGCCAUGGACGUCUUCUACGCCCGCACGCUGGACGCAGUACCAGACCUGUGGGAGCAUGUGCUGCGCACGCUCGUGAAGCUGCUUCUCAACAUCGUAGGCAUGGCGGACCGUAUCGCUGCUGUCAACUGGGAGCCGGCAGAGAUCGGCACACAGCACAACAUCUAUGUGGAGAAUCUGGUGGCAGAGUUCCGCCUCUUCGCCCACCGCCUGGGGCAGUCAGGAGCACCUCGACAGGUGCAAGACCAGCUGGUGGCAUACGGCCUGGACGAGCUCUGUGCUGGUGCAGGGGCUGCAGCCCAUAGUGGGGCGGGGGGCAGUCAAGGGGCUGCAACUAGUCGACAACUACAUCAAGGUAUGUGCUCUCUGCUCGCCCUGCUCGCCUCGCUUUCCCUGCUCGCCCCACUUGCCCUGCUCGCCGCUUGUCCUGCUCGCCCCGCUUGCCCCGUUCGCCCUGCUCCCCCUGCUCGCUUUGUCCACCCCGCGUGCCCCGCUCGCCAUGCCCACGCUGCUGGCUGCUUGCUGUGUGGACGAUGA
This is a messenger RNA of Closterium sp. Naga37s-1, 5466 nucleotides long. NCBI's taxonomy places the organism in Eukaryota, Viridiplantae, Streptophyta, Zygnematophyceae, Desmidiales, Closteriaceae. The record is from the annotation of a GenBank genome assembly.